UGAAGAGACCAUUGAAGAAAUUAGUCGAUGAAAGAAGUGCGAUCAAGAAAGUCGUGGUAGUGAAUUGGUUGUGCGAUUAACGAAGAGAAGAAAAUUUUUGUCCAUUUUUUGUGAAGCAUUCAAUAUUCAAAUUGAUUGAAAUUUUUGCUUUUUGCGAGUUUUUGUUAAAAAAGAAACAAUUUCGAUGAAAAAAAUGAAACUCUCAACGUUGAUUGAGGUACUGCUUAUUUUGAUUAUAAUUGCGUUUGCCGCAUCGAAACCGGUUGAUACAGAUGGUCGAGCUUUGAAAUAUGGUCGAAAAAAUGCAGCUCUUCCCAAACAACAACAGCCGGUAGUGGAUGCUGCAGCAGCUGUCGUUGCACCUGUCGUCACCGCUGUCGAAUCGGCGUCAGUGGCGCCCGUUUCCGCCGUUACACCCACAGAUGAGGUCGACGUUGAUGAUCUACUCGGACUGGUUGUAGGAGAGGAUGACGAUGACGACGAAGAAGAGGAGGAAGAGGAAGAACCAGUUGAGGCUGAUGACGAUGACGACGAUUUAUUCGGUCUUGGAGGUGAUGAUACUGAUGAUGACGAGCCCGAAGCACUAGCCGCUGAAGCCGUUGAAGAAGCUGAUGCCGAUACGGAUGAAGGAGCAUUUGGCAUUUUCGGAGGUGACUUCUUUGAAGCACUAUUCGAGGAUGAAACUACAACCAAGAAACCAAAAGUUAAACCUUCCGCUGUUGUACCGACUGUUGUAGCUGCACCAGUUGAGGCUGCUGUAGCUGCAUCAGCUGCUGCAUCCGUUGCUGCUGCUGAAGCUGCUGCUGCUAUUGAAGCUGUCGUCACGCCUGGUAAAAAAUCAUCAAUUCAAAACAAAAUUUCUCGUCGCAAAGUUGUCCCAUUGAAAUCGGUUCAGCCAAUAGUCUUGGAUAAGAACAAUUUAAAUUUUCAACAUACGUCAGCUCUGCUCGAAUUAUCACAAUCCUCAAUCAAAAAACCAAAUGAAGAUCAGAUAGUGAUUGGACUAGAACCCGGUCAGCGUGUUCCAGAGAAAGUUGUUGUCAUUCAAGUACCAGAAUCGACAAACAAUGACGAAGAGACAGCCGUGAACCAAGUAACUGAACAAUUGAUGGAAAGUAAUGAAAUUCCAUCAGAGAAAGUUACCAUCGAACAAGUGCCACAAUUUAGCAAUGCUAUUAACUCGGAAGAAGAUGACGACAAUAUGAUCAUCAUUUCCAGUUCAUCCGACAAUGAAACUGUAGAAAAGGACGUUCACGAAGAGGAAGUCAGCGAAAGUGACGAAGUUGCUGAAGAAGAUGAUUUAGUGGAAGAUGAAAAAGUUCAAGAGACCGUUGUUGAACCGGUUGAAGUAUCCACUGUAGCUGUGACAAAAAAGAAACCAGUUGAGAAAGAGGACGACGGACUGUUGACGACUAUCGUUGGUUUGAUAGAUGAUGAGGACGAUGACGAAGUAAAAGGUGACGGUACAAAAGACGAAGCAGUAGCGACGGAAGACACAACGUCCGAGGAGGAGGAGGACGACGAAGAGGAGGAUGAAAAAGAUAGUACCGAAAAGGAUGAUGAAGUGGAAAAAGAUGAAGACGAUGACGAAGACGAGGAGGAUGAAGAUGAAGAUGACGACGACGAUACGGAUAAGAAGCCAGCAACUGAAACGAAAAAACCGGAAAAAGGAAAUAAAACGAAGACGAAAGAGGAUGACAUUACGUUCGCAAGCAUCGGUGAGACACUUGGACUGUCACGGAUCUUCAGAGCAAAGGGAGCAAAGGCUGAAUAAAACGUUUUACUUGAUUGUGUAUCCAGUGUGUGUUUGUUAGGACAAUUGUAGCUAAUUUAUUAUUUUAUUUAUUUAUUUAUUUAUUUAUUUUCGUGCUCAUUCAUUUGUCUGUUGCGACUGCGAUUUCAAAAAUGUUAUGCCAUAAGUAAUCUUUGACCGUAUUUCCACAACAUGUACCUCAGAAAAAGGAGCACAUUGAAGACAAUCAGUUCGAUGGCAUAUAUCAUGGAUGGUUUAGAUAGAGAGUAAAAAUUAACAAAAAAAAGAUUCAGCUAAAUUCGAAUAGAAAUUAGAGAUAAUUUUGUCUACCGAAAUCGAUGUGUAGGUUAAUUCUUUUCGUUUAUAAAUGUUUUUGAUUUUUUGAUUCAAUAAAAAUCCAUCCGAUAAAUUUAAAA
Messenger RNA from Bradysia coprophila, 2169 nucleotides. RefSeq lists its product as uncharacterized. NCBI's taxonomy places the organism in Eukaryota, Metazoa, Arthropoda, Insecta, Diptera, Sciaridae. The record is from RefSeq and is a predicted model, not a curated record.